This is a messenger RNA of Suillus paluster, 1087 nucleotides long. RefSeq lists its product as uncharacterized. Lineage: Eukaryota; Fungi; Basidiomycota; Agaricomycetes; Boletales; Suillaceae. The coding region runs from base 180 to 782 and encodes 200 amino acids. The record is from RefSeq and is a predicted model, not a curated record. The transcript is spliced from 3 exons.
ACGAAGAAAACAAGCGGGGCAAAUUUUCGAGGUCGUUGGACGUGGCGGAGUGCCAGGAGUCCCCCCACUUGCUGUAUUCAACUAUGACCCCAACGCCCCCUUGAUCAAGAUGUGCCUUGGGUACCUUGAUUAACGACUGGCAAGUCCGUGAGUUCCGCGAGUCGCACGACUUGAUACUUAUGAGCCAUCAUUGCAGCUUGUGGUCCGCCCUCAGCAUGAGAGACUCGGGUGUUCUGUGCAUGAAUGCAUGGACCAUGAUUUUUGGCUCGAUUUUCUGUAUCAUGACGAAUGCGCGGUCCCCAAGUGCUUGGAAGUGGGAAGGAACCGGUACACUCAUCCAGUUGAGCCAUGCAAUAUUUCUUCUAUGUGAUGCACUGAACUACCGCUGGCCGAGAUUCGCGUCCACCCAGCAAUGGUCUCAUCAGCCUAGUAACGGUCGGUCCAGGCUUGUCCAGGCUAAUGCUUGGUAUUGCUUAUCACACGACACAGAACUCAACUAUGUACAUAGUGGGGACGAAACUGGAGUUAUAUAUCUAUUUCAAGCUCAGUCCAUCAGCAGCACUCAAUUGACAUCCACCGCCUCCCUCACUCCUGGCCGCUGGAUGUUCGCAGCCCCCUCGAGAUUUUCCCAUGAUCUACAUGCAGGCAAUCGAUCAUCGUUGCCUCACGUUUCAUAUGAACUGCUGCGAAUCGGCCAGCGCAACUGUGUGCUAGCGAUAACGGUGGCAAGAAACGCACUCGACUGGCAGACAAGGGCUGGAGUCAAGGAAGAAUCUUACUGACAUUGGAUGUUAUAUUUUUGUUCGUCGUAGAUCUAGGGAUUUCAGACACUCUAUUAUAGUGAUUGUCGCCGUCUUGACGCCGAGUCUUCUCUUCUUGGGUUUUACCCAACUGCGCACUUGCCCUCUGGUGUCCAAGGGAUGGACACUAGCUGGUAAGUGUGCCGUUACUAAUACCAGACGGCUGAACCCGCUGCAUCUGAUGUUUGCCUUGGUGAUCUGAUUGUUCGUAAUUCCCCAGUAUUACAGAAGCGGUCGUGGAGAUUCACGAUUGAUGAUACAUGAUCGAUAACGUGUAAUAGUACAAG